GUAAACAGUUUGUGAGACCAAAACACUUAAGCAAGACAUACAAGCUAUAGCAUCCACAGUGAGAUAAAUCUGGAAAAUACAAACUUCCCCUGCUGCACACAUAAUACAAUUUUCCAAAAAUCUACAGAUGAAGAUGUGGAAAAGAAAAAAGAAAGACUGUCUUCAGACAAAGAUCAACACGUGUGAGGAAGGGGACUCAGAUUUGUAUGUGACACUCACGUCUGCUUCUAAAAAUCCUUCCACAAAAGCCACUGGACUCCAGAGUGAUCUAAUAUUUGAAGAACUUGGUCGCCGUAUCAAGGAGGUUGGCAGUCAACUUGUCAAAAAGAUGAAUGCUGUCUUUCAGUGGGACAUUGUAUGUGGAGAGACAAUAAUGGCACAGUGGACUCUAGAUCUGAAGACAGGCUCUGGUGAGGUCUACCAAGGAGCAUCUCGCAAGCCUGCCAACACUGUGUUUACUCUCUCUGACCAUGACUUCAUGGAGCUUGCUCUGGGUAAGAUGAAGCCACAGAAGGCUUUCCUGGCUGGCAAAGUGAAGGUGAAGGGAAAUGUUCUGCUCAGUCAUAAACUGGAAACGCUCCUCAGAGAAUAUGUUAAGCUCUGAGUUGCUCACCUCAUCAACAAGAAGACUGAUAAAAUCCUUUAUUCUCUUUAGUCAAGAUGAUGGUCUUAGAGGAGAAGGAAAUUAAAAUGCAGACUAUUUUAAUGGGAAA
This is a messenger RNA of Anolis carolinensis (green anole), 713 nucleotides long. RefSeq names its product SCP2 sterol binding domain containing 1 (gene scp2d1). The record is from RefSeq and is a predicted model, not a curated record. The transcript has a single exon. Bases 128 to 604 code for a protein of 158 amino acids. Gene Ontology annotation, cellular component: cytosol. Lineage: Eukaryota; Metazoa; Chordata; Lepidosauria; Squamata; Anolidae.